This is a messenger RNA of Diceros bicornis minor, 2356 nucleotides long. RefSeq names its product adenosine deaminase like (gene MAPDA). Lineage: Eukaryota; Metazoa; Chordata; Mammalia; Perissodactyla; Rhinocerotidae. The transcript is spliced from 11 exons. Gene Ontology annotation, molecular function: adenosine deaminase activity. The record is from RefSeq and is a predicted model, not a curated record. Gene Ontology annotation, biological process: inosine biosynthetic process; adenosine catabolic process. The coding region runs from base 508 to 1575 and encodes 355 amino acids.
CUCUCUCUUUCUCUAGUACCCACCUUCCACACUUCCAUAGGAAAAAUCACCCCCGCUCAGUAACUCCUCUUCCGCGGACAAAUGUGCGUCACUUCCGGGCGGAGCGCACUUCGCCAGUCAGAAUUGAGGAGGGUGUAGCUUGUGCCACAAUUCGACUGUGAUUGACUUUGAUUCUCUGGGACUGCGUUUUCGCGGGAAGACUGCCCGCUACGGUUUAUUGUGGACGCGUGGACUGUGUCAGGGAAGCGUGGGUUGUCACUUUUCUACAGGCUUUUCCGUCUGAAGGGAAAAUUUAUCUACGUUCUCACAGUUGACCCAACCGUUGAUAAAAAUGUUUAAGAGGUGAAGCUGAGCCCAGAGCUGCAUAUACAGCUAAUCUAUAAAAAUGUGUGGGAGUAAAGCAAUCUGAAGGAAAUUCAAGACCACAAAAUUGACUCAGCGAAAUACAUUGUAUUGUUCAUACCAAGAAUAAGAGUGUUUGGAGAAAGACCUUUAUUCUGCUAAAUCAUGAUGGAGGCAGAAGAACAAGAGCCAUGGAAGACAACCUUUUACUCAGAAUUACCUAAACUGGAACUUCAUGCCCACUUGAAUGGGUCCAUUAGUUCUAAUACUAUGAAGAAGUUAAUAGCCAAGAAGCCAGGUCUUAAAAUCCAUGAUCAGAUGACUAUAAUUGACAAGGGAGAGAAAAGAACUUUGAAAGAAUGUUUCCAGAUGUUUCAAAUUAUUCAUCAGCUUACUACCAGCCCUGAAGAUAUUCUAAUGGUCACAAAAGAUGUCAUCAAAGAAUUUGCAGAUGAUGGUGUCAAGUACUUGGAACUAAGGAGCACACCCAGAAGAGAAAAUGCUACAGGAAUGACUAAAAAGACUUAUGUGGAAUCUAUACUUGAGGGUAUAAAACAGUCCAAACAAGAAAACUUAGAUAUUGACGUUAGGUAUUUGAUAGCAAUUGACAGAAGAGGUGGCCCUUCAGUAGCCAAGGAGACUGUUAAACUUGCUGAAGAGUUCUUCCUUUCUACUGAGGAUAUAGUUCUUGGCCUUGAUCUCAGUGGAGACCCUACUGCAGGACAAGCAAAAGACUUCUUGGAACCUCUUUUAGAAGCUAAAAAAGCAGGUCUGAAGUUGACAUUGCAUCUUUCAGAGAUUCCAAACGAAAAACAAGAAACACAAGUACUCCUGGAUCUGCUUCCUGACAGAAUCGGGCAUGGGACAUUUCUCAACUCCUCUGAGGGAGGAUCCCUGGAUCUGGUGGACUUUGUGAGGCAACACCAGAUACCACUGGAACUCUGUUUGACCUCAAACAUCAAAAGUCAGACAGUUCCAUCUUACGACCAGCAUCAUUUCGGAUUCUGGUACAGCAUUGCCCAUCCUUCUGUGAUCUGUACCGACGAUAAGGGUGUUUUUGCAACACACCUUUCUCAAGAGUACCAGCUGGCAGCUGAAACAUUUAAUUUGACCCAGUCUCAGAUGUGGGAUCUAUCUUAUGAAUCCAUCAACUACAUAUUUGCUUCUGACAGCACCAGGUCUGAACUGAGGAGGAAGUGGAACCAUCUGAAGCCCAAAGUGUUACAUUUUUAAGCUGUAAUGAGGUGAACUACUUUUGAAUAUGUGUAGUUCCCCCUCUCCAUUAGUGAUCAUAAAAUUUCAGGAAAAUCAAAGUAGUUUCUCAUCAGGAAAAGUUUUGGAAUUACUAGUCUAAAUAAGGUGAGAGAGGGGGAAACAGAUUGUCUUCUAGCUUCUGAUAACAGCUCUGUAUUUUGUUGUGCUUUCUUUAAUCAGGCUCCCUUCACUUAAGUAUUCCCCAAAACUGUUGACUCCAGGCUGCAUUGCAUACCAUGGAUCUUUUUGAAUACCCAGUAGUCAGGGUUAAUCUAUUUUGGGUGACCCUACUGACAGAUAAAGCUAGCUGCUGAGAUCUGGCUUUGCCCUUCUCAUGAUUAAUCUCCCUGGAAUCAAUGUGGUUUUUUUUUUUGUUGGUCUGCUUUUUUAAAUGUUCCUACCUUACCUUUCUCUUCUCUUAACUUUGACCACUUCACAGCUAUGCCGGCCAGACGCUUCUUGAGCUCAAGGGUACUUCAGGCUUCUAUUUCCAACCUUUAUUCUGACUUCCAGUUGUUUCCAAGUUUUGUUUCUGAAAGAGCCCCAUGGUGGGUAUAAGAGGAGUUUAAGCUCCUAACUAAAAUAUCUCCAUAUAAUAACGUCUGUUACUUUAAGCACCAUGAUGUCAGAGAAUACUCAAUAACGUUUUAUAUGUCAAAACUUUGAGACAUAUAUCUCACUAGAUAGCUGUUUGAGUGUAUAAAAGUAAAGUUCUCAUUUUAAAUUUUGAAUUGAAUAAUAGAGAAUUGACCUAUCCUUA